Temnothorax curvispinosus is the source of this 2928-nucleotide messenger RNA. RefSeq lists its product as uncharacterized. The transcript has 11 exons. Gene Ontology annotation, biological process: detection of chemical stimulus involved in sensory perception of smell; sensory perception of smell. NCBI's taxonomy places the organism in Eukaryota, Metazoa, Arthropoda, Insecta, Hymenoptera, Formicidae. The record is from RefSeq and is a predicted model, not a curated record. Gene Ontology annotation, molecular function: odorant binding; olfactory receptor activity. Gene Ontology annotation, cellular component: plasma membrane.
CUGCAAACUGCCACGCGAGAUUUUCGUAACACUUGGAGGGGUUUCUUCGUUGCUUUUCCGCUACUCCAGCGUAUGAACUUGAAAACUUUUCCGGAGUGCGCUGAAAUAUGACUGACCGUCGGACGUGUACGUCGCCACGUUCGCGUUCGCACGAAUCAUUGCAUAUUUAAAUACACAAUUACAUCAUCGACGUCCAAGGGAAGGAGAGAUGACCCUACGUGUUCUCCCUCUUCUUGUAUCAAUGUUGCGAGAAGCUACGGUAAGCGUGCGCGAGCGAGGGCUGCAUGCGGCACGAUAAAAAUAUUUAAUGAGAUACUCUCAUUGGCCGAUCAUGGUAGAGAGCGCCCAUUUGAUUACAUUGUAGGACUUCCCAGUCUUUAUGCAGAUAUUCUACAAUACACAUCGAGUCUUCAUUGGCAAAUGCAUUGAGUGACAAAGAGAGAAAAAUAGAAAGAGAAAACAGAAUUAUUUUACCUUCCUGAAAGAGCGUUUGUCCUGUUGCGUUUAAAUCAAUACUUUCCUUCGCGCAAGAAGCGCGAGAACGAAAAAGAAAUAAGGGAUUAUGACGCGUAAAAGCACAAUUAAUCGCACGUUAAAAUUAAUGCUCACUUUAUGCGGUAUAUGGCCAGGCACAUCGUGUAUUAUGAUUUGCAGGACAUAUUGGAUUAUCGCGUUAGCAACAGAUGAAAUUUGCCACUACCGUUACCUUUUAAUGCAUUUGCAUUCUAACGAUCUUUUUGACUUGAUGGACUGUUUCAGUAGUUUUUUAACGCAAGUAAAAUUUUCGAUUAAGUUGAUUAUAUUUUGGCUUAAUGAGCGAAAAUUCAUCGAGAUCUUGACGAUGAUGGCAGAAGAUUGGAAUGAUUGCGCUGGCAGCGACAUUAACAUGCGCGAAACGGUAUACAAAGCUAAAUUAGCAAACCGUAUUACUAACGCGAUGUUCACUCUUCACACGUUGACCAUCGUUGCAUACAGUAUCGGCAUUUUCUUGGCCGACGUCGACGUCACCAGUCAGUCCGAAUUACCUCUUCUCUUAAAGGUGGAGCUUCCUGUCGACAUAAAUACAAAACGCAUGUAUAAAACGCUAUUGGGCAUGCAAUUCGUGCAUCUCAUUAUGUCCGGCUGUGGUACGGGUCUACUGAACGCCUUGCUCUUAACUUUGACUUUACACGUAGGUGGUCAGAUGGAUAUUCUGCGCUGUUGGUUAACCGAGCUCGUACCGAGGGGAAAUGAAGAAAGAUCUGAAUCUGUCGCCGUUGCGACGACUAAAAUCAUUCGCAAGCAUCAACGAAUCAUUAACUUUUCGGAAUACAUUGAGGAUCUAUAUACAUACAUCGCGUUAGUGCAAUUCACAUUGAACACCGUGCUGAUUUGCUCCUUGGGAUUUCUUAUUGUAACGGCAAUUGGUAGUCCCGACGCAACGGAGCACAUAGUGCGGUCUCUUUUAUUUUACACCGUAACGAAUCUCGAAGCGUUCAUAUUUUGUUACGCAGGAGAAUAUUUAAAAAACAAGAGCAAAGCCAUCGGAAAUGCGGCGUACAAUUCCACUUGGUACGAAAUGAAACCUAAAAACAGUCGUAAUUUGAUAUUCGUGAUAUUAAGAGCGCAGAAGCAAUUGACACUUACAGUCGGAAAAGUAAUGGAUCUCUCCUUAGAAUCUUUUACAAGUGUAAGAUUCAUACGCAACAAAAAGAAAUAAGAAAUUAUGGCUCGUAAAAGUACGCUUAACCGCACGUUGAGGUUUAUGCUCACUAUGUGUGGUAUUUGGCCGGGUACACCGUACGUUCUGCUCUGCAGAAUAUUUUGGGUCGUUUCUUUGACAGUUACUUUAUUCUGCCACUAUCGUUAUUUUCUGACACACGUAUAUUCUGCCGAAAUCUUGGAUUUGAUGGACUGUCUGUCCAGCUUCCUUGCAUAUUCCAAAAUAAUUAUCAAAUUUAUUGUGUUUUGGUUAAAUCAGCGAAAACUCAUCGAAAUCUUGGCAGUGAUGACGGAAGACUGGAGCGAUUGCACUAAUAAUGACAUUAGUAUGCGCGAGAUAGCACGCAAAGCGAAAAUAUCGGAUCGUAUUGCAAAUGCGGUCGUCACCCUUCACACGGUGACAAUUGUUGCAUAUUGCAUCGGUAUCAUCCUGGCCGAUGCCGAUGUCACUGACACUACGAAAGAAUUACCUUUAAUCAAUAAGCUAGAAAUUCCUUUCGACAUAAACACGCAGUCCACAUACAGAAUCAUUUUAAUCGCAGAAUUUUUGCUUAUGAUUCUUUGUGGAUGGGCGGCUGGUAUAACAAACUCUUUAUUAUUAACAUUGACUUUACAUACGGCUGGCCAAAUCGAAAUUAUGCGUCACCGGCUGACGCAACUUGUGUCUCGUAAGAACGAGGGCGAAUCAAUUGCUAUGACUACGAGUAAAAUUAUUCAAAAACACCAAAAAAUUAUCAGUUUUUCAAAAAACAUUGAAAGUCUUUAUUCAUAUAUCGCAUUGCUUCAGUUUGUGUCAAACACGAUAAUGAUAUGCUCGCUAGGUUUCGUUAUAGUAACAGCAAUCGGUAGCCCCAAUGCGGUAGAACAAAUAAUGAAAUCAUUUUUAUUUUUCACUAUAACAAAUCUUGAAGCAUUUAUAUUUUGCUACGCUGGAGAAUAUUUGAAUAAUAAGAGCAAAGAAAUUGGUGUCGCGGCAUAUAACUGUGAAUGGUACGAUUUAAAAUGUACAGAAAGUCGUCUUCUGUUAUUUGUCAUAUUAAGAUCGCAGAAACAGCUGACACUCACAGUAGGAAAGAUGAUGGAUCUCUCCUUAGCAUCAUUUACAAGCAUCAUGAAUGCUUCGGGAUCAUAUUUGUCAAUGCUGUUGGCGAUGCAAUAAGCAGUUCCAUAAUUUUUAAAUAAUCCCAGAAAACUUGAAGUUAUUCGUAAAUCACUAGUUACAAAAAU